UCAGCAGGAGUGUCGGACGCUCGGUUUCGCAGUCACCGACUUUAGUAUUUCUUCGUUUAUUUUCUUUUUUAUUCCUUGGUUUUAACGCUCCGUCUUCAACGCACGCUAUUCACAGCAAUAAUAACUGCCGUGUUUUAUGUGUAAAAGUUACGAAAGUUUUGUUUUGACAGUUUCACGUGUUCGACUGUAAUUGCCGGCUCCGAGACGAAUGUUUAUAAAGUAGGCAUACGGCCUUCAAUUAGCGCAGGUAGACCGGCAUCAUCGCGAGUGCAAACAAAACAAAGUUUUUCAAUAUUGGCGCGACAGUAUUUGGAUAAUAAAAAAACCGUACCGGUACCUAUCGGUGCCUUCUUAUUUGACGAACGUGGUGUGAUUCCCUCGGAUCUUGUGACGAACACGUCUAGAAUAUUGGAUGUGUAAUUUGUGCUGUGCUUAGUCAGUGUAACGUUACUUCGAAUAACAUAACCUUUGAAAAGUGGCGCGUGUUUUGCGGACAUGCGCAGUGGUGUACGAAAAUAAUAAGUGAGAAGUUCAUAAUUUUAUAAACAAUUAGUGAAGUUUACUGGAGUCUCCUUGCAAAUACGAGUGAACGAGUAUUUGACGAGGCCAUUCGUGCAACGGAUUCGUUCCUGUGGAGUUUUGAAUUUUGAAAUUCGAACAAAGUUCACCUGUGGGAUUCCAAUAUUACCUGCGCGCGCAACACUCUUUUUACACAAGGUUGGCGCAAGUAUGAUGUCCUGUCCCCUCCAGCUGCCGCUGCUGCCGGCCCUGCACCCUCAGCCCGCGCUGGCCGCUGACUUCCCCAUACACAUUGGCAUUAAGAGGGGCUCAGACGAGCUUCUUUCGCAGAGUGGCGUCACAGUCAUGGCACCCGCGGCGCCACACCACGCGGACAACAAUAACCAGGAUUCGGCAGCCAAAAAGGUGAAACUGGAACAGAACGUGGGCAAGCCGUCCCGGGUGAUACACAUACGGAACAUCCCCAAUGAGACGACGGAGGCGGAGAUCAUACAGCUGGGCUUGCCCUUCGGGAGAGUCUCCAAUGUCCUCGUGCUCAAGGGAAAGAACCAGGCUUUCCUGGAAAUGGGUGAGGAGCUAGCAGCGGUCGCGAUGGUCGCGUACUUCGGCGGUUGCGUCGCCCAACUGCGCGGUCGCGCCGUCUACGUACAGUUCUCCAACCACAAAGAACUCAAGACGGACCAGACUCACAGCAAUGCGUCUGCUUCGGCGCAGGCGGCGCUGCAGGCUGCGCAGGCGAUCUCCAACAGUGCGGGCGCGGCGCUGGUCGCCGGCGCGGGAGCAGCCCUACAGCCAGCUAAUGGAGGCACUGAAAUACAGGGUGGCCCCAACACGGUGCUCAGGGUGAUCAUAGAACACAUGCUGUACCCCAUAGUGCUCGACGUGCUGUACUCGAUAUUCCAGAGAUACGGGAAAGUGCUCAAAAUCGUCACAUUCACUAAAAAUAAUUCAUUUCAAGCCUUAAUCCAGUACCCAGACACCGGGUCAGCGCAAAUGGCGAAAACGGCCUUGGACGGACAAAACAUUUACAACGGUUGCUGCACGCUUCGCAUUGACUACUCCAAGAUGACCUGCUUGAACGUGAAAUACAACAACGACAAGUCGCGAGACUACACCAACCCCUCACUGCCUUCCGGGGACGGGGACACCCAUCAACUGUUGACCAGUGAGUUGAUGCCACUGCGGGCUCACCUUGCCUUGGCCCUCGCAUCCAGGAUGACUGGAGGGGUUCUAGCCCCGCCUUUCUUGGGUCUGGGCUCUGGCCUCGCGUCCCCGUACGGAGUGGGAGUGGGCGGAGUUGGCCUGCCAGCGUUUGGGGCCCUAACCCUGACUCCGGCCUCGCCUGCUCUGCGGGCACUGGCGGCCCCACCGAUGCCCCUAGCCACAGUACUGCUCGUGUCCAACUUAAAUGAAGAGAUGGUCACGCCUGAUGCUCUCUUUACCCUUUUCGGCGUGUACGGCGAUGUGCAGCGAGUGAAGAUCCUCUACAACAAAAAAGAUUCAGCCCUAAUUCAGAUGGCGGAGCCGCAUCAGGCUCACCUGGCCAUGACUCACAUGGACAAGCUGCGCGUGUUCGGCAAGGCGAUGCGGGUCAUGCUCAGCAAACACCAGACGGUGCAACUACCUAAGGAGGGCCAGCCGGACGCUGGCCUUACAAGAGAUUACUCUCAGAGCCCCCUGCACAGAUUCAAGAAACCGGGCAGCAAAAACUACCAGAACAUCUACCCGCCCAGCGCCACCUUACAUCUGUCCAACAUUCCAGCCACAGUUUCCGAGGACGACAUCAAAGAGGCCUUCACCAAGAGAGGAUUCACUAUCAAGGCUUUCAAAUUCUUCCCGAAGGACCGCAAGAUGGCGCUGGUGCAGCUUCCGUCGAUCGACGACGCGGUGGCGGCGCUCAUCAAGAUGCACAACUACCAGCUCUCCGAAUCCAACCACCUACGAGUGUCCUUCUCCAAGUCGAGUAUUUAAAUAGCUCACCGGAAUAUCACACAAGUCGCAUCCGUGGCGGGGACGUAUCUUCAAAAGUAGCGCACACGGCAAAGAUACGACAUGUCUUAAGAAUCGUCAUACAUUUGUAUGAACACAAUUAAACGUAUCUUCGCCGUGUGUCGCGCAAGAGUCUUCUCUCGUUAGGCAAUGUCAAAUUAAUUAAGGACUUCUAGAUACGCCCGCGAGAAAGCGCCAUCUAGCGAUGCGACCAAAUCGUACCUCUCAAAAUCGAGAACUUCACUCGACUGAAUUAUGAUAUCUGUAUUACGCUUACUCGGAUCAGUCUAGAUCUUAAGUACUGUUCUAUUUCUCUAGUGAAUACGAUUUACUGUUAUCUUAGUUACAUAGACCUUUCACUAGGCAGCUAAUUGUUUUUACAUUGUGAAGCGAGUGACGGUUAUGAAUGCGAGCACAUAUCAAAAUGCAUGUAACAAAAUUCAAUAUUAUUUUGAUGAGUUGGGACAAAAUUUCCAGUGAAGAAAUCUUUUAUUUGCAAUAGAUUUAAUUCAUAAUCGUCGUUUGCUGGUGACCUACCACUGUUUCAUUAGAGAGGUUAUUUUGUGUGGUAUUUCAUUCCAUAUUUUUAAUUGAUUCAAUAUAUUUUUAUAUACAUAGUUUAUUUCCAGUGAUUUCAGUUAAACGAAACAGCUACUGAAUAUUUUAACACUGAAGUUAGAAAGAGAUGCAGCAGUUUUAAAUAUGACAACUAUUUUAAAGCGUAGCUAACUUCACGGUGUUCGUACUGCUUGCAAUUAGAUUGCGCUAGAAUUAUUUAUUUUUGGCGAAUUUUUUAUUACGCAAUGUGAGACAUUGCUCCGAUUGUUUAUGAUUAUUAUAGCACAUUAUUAUUAUUGAAUAUUUUAUUAUAUUAAACACUGAAGCACAUGUUAAAAUAAUCCUCCGUCACAUAUAAUUUGCAGUUAUUACUCCUAAGAUUAUAUUUUAUACAUAAUAUAUUUUAUUGUCUAUUUUAAUAUGCACAAUUUAUGGCAUUUUGGUAAUUAUAGUUUUGUGCGCAUACACAUUUACGUGUGUACUAAUGGAUCAAAUGUGUAUGUGUGUGCAAUAUUAGUUGUUAGUCAAGAUUUAGUUUACCUAAAUAACUCGUCUUCUCUUCGGUAUCAGCCGGGCUCCCCUCGUUCUUCCGUGUUCGUUUCGUUUAGGAUUCGAGUUCUAUUAGUUGUCUCUCGAUUAGUUAGUGUAAUCACGACUAUUAUCGCUAGUGACCUAGUGUUUAUAUCACUAUAGUUUAUUAUGUUCAGUGACAUAAUAGUGACAUGAUGCAUUUAUCUCGAUGUUAAUUUAUAUUAAUGGUAGCUACAUAAAUGCUCGUGUGUACGGUACACUAAUUAUAGAAAAAUAUAUUUAUUGUCUCCGGUCAAGGAUUCCCACUCGACGUGGACUUUUACUUUUAAAGUAUGAACAUCUAAGUAUUUAAUUAUUGUGAACAGUCUGCGGACGGAUUCACGUUUUCAUAACUAAAAUAACAGUAUUUUAGUUGGAUACGCUGUGACUCGACACUCUGUUACUCGGAACUUCACUUCCUAUCGAUGAUUCUUUUUCACACAUCUUUGCCUUCGUAAAAUUAGAAAUGCGUCUAGUCCAUUACGAGAGAGAUUAAAUUCGUGAAUUAAGUAAAUGAAUAGUGACUAAAUUUCCUUCGCAAUACUUAAGCUCUGACCUACUUAGGAUUGUCGGAUAGUCGGUGGCCGCGAUUUCUCAGUUAGGACCAUUUUAAGUGUUCAGUUACGUCCAAUCUAUGUGAUUAGGCAAAGCAUGCGUGAAACAGAUACCUGAUUUGAUUUAAGGUAUAUAAUUGGUAAAAGCUUAGUAAAAUUAAACAUAUCUAAACAUAUCCCGUAAUAUCCCUGGGAAUUUCUGUGACUUCAGUGGUAGGCCUAGGUCCGCCGGGCCGGGCCAGCGUAUGCCGACCGGUGUACUCCAGUCACAAAGAGUAUUUUUUAUUUUUAAGACAUAAAUAUCACAUAUUUACACUAUUAUAAAAUUAUAAAUACAUCACGUGCCGUUGUAAGAACAAUAGAGCUUAGUAAGAAAAUUAAAUAAAAAAAUUAGAUUGUCGUAAUGUAAGGAUAGAGAUCGGUCUAGGCCGUUCGAUGCGCGUGCGCACAAGACGCGGUCCUGCGCAGCGCAUGCAUGAGCGUGCGCAUUGUGGGCGUGAUCAUCGGACGAGCCCCUAAAUAAGAUGUGUAAGUAGUUCGGUUAAAGUAAUUUUAGGCGACCAGGGUGUGGUGAUAUUUUGCACGUUUUUGAAAUGUUUUUCUAUAGGGUACAGAAAUGUGCAUGAUUGAGUGAGUAUUGCGUUCGAGACGGAAUCGGUAUCGCAGCUAUAUUGUAAAACAGAAUCACAAGAAAGAGAUUACAUAUCUAUCGUACUCGGCGCUACACACCGGCGCGCGGCGGCGCCCGCCCCGGCUCGAAGUAGGCGACCGUGUAGCGUCUAAGGCCUAAGUUUCUCAGUUACUGGUAUUGACUAUAUAGAUAACUUAUAGGAUUUAUGUGUUUAGAGAAGUAUUUUAAAUAUUUAGGGUAAUAUCGUAAUAUUAUAAUUAUAAAAAUAAUAAUCAGUGUUUAGGACGAGAUGCCAAAUUAAAGUCAAUACACAUUAUUUUAGGUAAAACGUAAUUGAAUUAAUCUUAACGUUUAUUAAAAAGUUAAUGGAGAUGUUACAGUUAAAUUAUAUUUGAGAGUUUUAUUGAGCGCAAUAUAUGCAAUUUUAUUCAUUGUAAGCGAAUUGUUUCCAUUUGUUAGUUAAAGUUAUGCGUUGAAUGAAAUAUUUAAAAGUUAAUUUUCCUUGUUCGAUACGCGUCAAUUAUGCACGCACUGAUUGGUACUAAAUAUUAUUGUAAAUGUCUUCGUGUUUCGUGUACAAUGCUCAUGUUCAGUGUCUAGUGCCGGUUUUACGACUGCAUUCCAAAUUCAAACGUGACGUUUUAAACUAUAAUUGUCCAAAAAACGCCACUAGAGGCGCCACAGGCGCAUAAAUACAAAGAGAGAAAAUAUCUGCCUUUGACGGUUGUGUAGAGAGAAACUGAGAUAUUUGCAGUCGUGAAAACGCACCAGGCUUUUCUGCUUCUUAUUGCGCUUCUCAAUAUUAUCUAUCUGUAAACUGUGUUCUUGUAUUUCUCAGUAAAGUCAACAUAUCAGUAGGGUGAUUUCGGUAUGGCGCAUGAUGGUUUAUUUCCUUCACUUUUU
Aricia agestis (brown argus) is the source of this 5724-nucleotide messenger RNA. RefSeq names its product polypyrimidine tract-binding protein 1 (gene heph). The transcript has 16 exons. NCBI's taxonomy places the organism in Eukaryota, Metazoa, Arthropoda, Insecta, Lepidoptera, Lycaenidae. Gene Ontology annotation, molecular function: mRNA binding. The record is from RefSeq and is a predicted model, not a curated record. The coding region runs from base 730 to 2490 and encodes 586 amino acids. Gene Ontology annotation, biological process: mRNA processing; regulation of RNA splicing. Gene Ontology annotation, cellular component: nucleus.